CUUUUUGAGAAUAACAAGCCUCCUUACGAACAGUCAUUAUCCUUUCUCCCCUGCCUUUCCCGGACGAUCCAGAUUCGCUCUAUUACCACGCAACAAAUGCCUAAGCUGGCAAGCUACAAGCGCAUAAUCCUUUGCGCCGACGGGACAUGGCUGGCAUCUGACGAGGGCGACAAGUCUGUGCCUUCGAACGUUGCGAAGAUCGCUCGAGCGAUUGCGACCAGUGGCCCCGAUGCUGAUGGCAAUAUCGCGAAGCAGAUCGUAUCGUACCAUUCGGGCCUGGGCUCCGGAGACCUUCCGUUCCAAAAGGCCAUAUAUGGCGGCAUCGGCCGGGGUUUGGACGUCGACGUGUGCCAAAUUUAUGAUUUCAUCUCCAAUAACUACGAGCCUGGCGAUGAGUUGUUCUUUUUUGGCUUCUCGCGCGGAGCUUUCACGGUGCGCUCAGUCGCUGGCCUGGUAGCCGACGUCGGUGUCCUCUCUGCAGUGCACAUGUCGCACUUUGCAGAGAUGUGGAAGGCCUACCGUGAGAAUACGGACGGGGAGCCCUUCAAGAAGACACCGUGGUAUCAGCAGAAUAAGGACAAGCUGCGCUUGACGGAUGACCUCAGGAUUAAAGUUGUUGGGGUUUGGGACACUGUUGGUGCUCUGGGAAUCCCUGAAUGGCCGUUGGUAAGAUUUGCCGCAAAAGCUGGCAUCGCAAUCAACAAACAGUACGCAUUUCAUAACACGAACCUAUCAAAAAAUCUGGACUAUGCCUUCCAAGCCCUUGCCAUUGACGAGGAACGGCAAACCUUCCUUCCUACCCUCUGGCACAAGACCCCUGGUGCCCCGGCCAAGGAUCUACAACAAUGUUGGUUUCCCGGCGUUCACGGCAACAUCGGUGGCCAAGCAGAAUGUCCACGUACCGCAGGUGACCAUGAAGAGAUCGGCGACAUCGCAUUCGUGGAUGAGGGCGCGAUCAAAGUACUCAUCAAGCAGCACCAGCAAGCGCUGGCCGAUAUCAACUCCCAAAACAACGUCAUGAACGGCUGGGGCUGCGGACCCAUCGUUUCUAAUUUCUCUGGGCUGCAAGGGGCCUUCUUCCGUAUUCUUGGCAAGCAAGACCGCACGCCGGGCAAUUACCCCCGAGCCCCUGGUGAAGGUAUUGGUGGCGCUACGAACGAGUAUUUCCAUCCGAUUGCCCGGAUACGGAAGAUCAAACUCUCCAGUUACAACCCAAUAUCGCUUUACGGGUAUUCCCUCGAGGAGCCUAAUGGCGAUGCCGGCUGGAAGUGGGUCAGAACUGGCGGACAUGCUGUGCCCGAGUAUGUGAUGCACCCGGAGAAGAAAAUGAGGAUUGAUAGGGAUAAUAGCGUGCGACCUAAGUGA
Penicillium argentinense is the source of this 1365-nucleotide messenger RNA. Its product is annotated as T6SS phospholipase effector Tle1-like catalytic domain-containing protein. The transcript has 5 exons. NCBI's taxonomy places the organism in Eukaryota, Fungi, Ascomycota, Eurotiomycetes, Eurotiales, Aspergillaceae. The annotation marks the transcript as partial. The record is from RefSeq and is a predicted model, not a curated record.